Messenger RNA from Trachemys scripta elegans, 2075 nucleotides. RefSeq lists its product as uncharacterized. The coding region runs from base 765 to 2075 and encodes 436 amino acids. The transcript is spliced from 3 exons. The record is from RefSeq and is a predicted model, not a curated record. Lineage: Eukaryota; Metazoa; Chordata; Testudines; Emydidae.
GGACACCUGGGUCCCUCCCGAGCGGGCUUGUGUACACGGGGGCGAGUCCCCCUCUGCAACCCUCUGAGCGCAGGUGGAUAAACAGCCGCAGAAGCAGGAAAUCGGGGGCUGCCGGGGGUGGGGAUCGGAGCCCCAAAUCCCCCCCCCGCCAGCUGAGCCAGGUCCGGGGCCGCAGGAGAGCACCGGAGCGGUGUUUUCAGUCUGGGGGGGGGGAGCAAUGGCGCUGGCUGGAGAUGGGGAAAUUGUGACUGAUGCUUUUGCAGCGAAGGCAGACGGGCCCAAUGGGCAUUUCUGCUCUGCCUGCGGAAAGACGCUCCAUGGAGUAUAGUAUGUAGGGCUGCCAGGGGUCCCGCUUUGUCCAGUCGAAAAAGGGACCGGACACUCAACAUCCGGUUAUCGGUGUAACCGCAAUCAGCCUCUCGGGGCAGAGGGCGCCAGAGCAGCAGCGGCUGCCCCCGGGAGAAGCUGCUAAUGGAAAGAAGUGGUCCCAGCCUCCAGCAGAGUGAGAUGCUGUGUGUUAAGCGUCAGGGUAGUCCAGAAAAAUGAAGAUGAUACUGAGAAUAAACCUCUAUGACAGAACUGUGUACUUUAAGGAAUGCCAGUGCGCAACCACAAGCAGUGGGGAGCAACUGGCCUUUAAAGAGCUAAGUGCCUAGCCAGCAGGCAUCAGCGGUCAGCUACAUAGUUAGCGUCACAGCAUCCACAGUCGAUGCUCUUUUAUCUGGCGUCUAAACUGUGCUGCAGUCAGACUAAUGUGAGGUGAAAUGGCAACACCUGAAAAGAGAAAGAUUCGAAGGCUGUGCUCUUUUAAAGACAAGUGGUUGCAACUCCCAGCGUAUCGGAAUUGGCUUAUGAAGGCAAGUGAAGACUCGGGAUAUUGUUCUAUUUGUCGUGUUCAAUUCACGGUUAAGUUUGAUUCUGUAAAAGCUAUCAAGCAUCAUGCGGAGACUCCGGGUCACAAAAUCAAAGUACGAGCACAGGUACGGUCUAGUACUAUUGAUCAAUUCUUCGUAAAGGCUGAUACCUCUGAAGAACAACACAUGUGCACAGCUGAAUUGCUUUUAACAUAUCAUGGAGUUAAACACCAGCACAGCUACCGUUCUCAAGAUUGUGGAAGUACGUUGUACCGCUCCAUUUUCACUGAUUCCAAGAUAGCUUCCAAAAUUCACUGCGGAAGGACAAAAGUGGAGGCUUUGAUCGAGAAUGUGUUAGCCCCCCAUUCAUUGAAAAUGGUCGUGCAAGACAUUGGAUCAACACCGUUCUCAAUAGCAAUGGAUGCUUCUAAUAAAGGGAACCCAAAAUUAUUCCCAGUUGCCGUCCGCUACUUUAAUAAAGAUAAGGGAAGCUGCAUGUGUAUCAUAGACUUUUUCGAGGAUGCCGACGAAACAUCAGAGGCAAUCGCAAACAACUUAAAAAGUUGUCUUCAAAAUGCUGGUCUGAUACAUAAUAAAAUCGUGGCAUAUGGAGCAGACCAUGCAUCUGUUAAUUUUGGAAAACACAAGUCUGUUUUUGUGCACCUAAAACAGAUGUUGGAUUUACCAAACCUUGUGCCGGGCCAUUGCAGCGCUCACAUAGUACACAAUACAGCGAAACAUGGCUUGAAAAUGCUUUCUUAUGAUGUAGAGCACUUGGUCAUCAACGUUUUCAGUGAAUUCUCGUCUAGUGAAAAGAAUAUUAGUGAACUCAAAGAGUUCUUUGACUUAAUGGAGACAGAAUAUUCAGACAUCUUACCCCACAUAUCCACACGUUUUCUGACCCUUUUCACGGCUGUAGACAGGUUACUGAAGAGUUGGCCAGCACUCAAAUCUUACUUUGUGAGCAAAGGAGAGGAAAAUGUGUGCUGUGCAAUAUGGGCCUUCCUUUCUGAGCGAGAGCAUGCAGUGUCCGACGAUGAAACUCUUACGCUUCCUGAGCUGUACCUCUAUUUUGUGCACAACAUUAUGAGCCAACUUAACAACACCAUAAAGGUUCUUGAGAGUGAUUACGUUGGAGCUGAGGAGAGAGAUUCAGAAUCGACAGGAGAAAGGAUUCUAUGGGUACAGGGUGACACAGUUCUUGAAGAAACUACCACCUAA